Molecule: messenger RNA, 639 nt
Organism: Schistocerca piceifrons (Central American locust)
Lineage: Eukaryota; Metazoa; Arthropoda; Insecta; Orthoptera; Acrididae
Exons: 2
Coding region: 1-492 (163 amino acids)
Source: RefSeq, a predicted model, not a curated record
AUGAGGACUCGCGCAGCAGCAGCGUGGCUGGCGGCAGCAGCCGCCCUCGCCCUCCAGCAAGUCGCCUGGGGUCACGUGCUCAGCAGACAGGACACCAGCCUCAGUUCGCAAAGCAGAGAAACACGAGCCGCGCGGGGCGACCACAUGGAGGAGGACCACAUGGACGAGCACCCGGGCCACGCCAAGUCGGACUCGGCGCUCAGCUACUACGAGUUCCUCAUCAACGAGGGAUCCUACAAGUUCUGGGCGUGGUUCCAGCUGGCGACGGCGGCGCUGCUCAUCUACUCGGUGUUCGCGGCCAUCUACUACUCCAAGUACACGUACUACACCAUCGCCUCCGACUACGACUACGACUACUUCUUCAAGCGGUCCGGCGAGCCGGCGCCGGCGGCGCGGUCGGCCCCCACGACACAGAGCUCCACCUUCCUGGGACUCUCCGCCCAGACCUACCAGAGGAUCCUCGACGCCAUCACCAGCAAGAAUUACUCAUGACCACCUCCCCGCCAAGACCGUGCUCACUACAUGUCAUGAGUAAACCCUUGCGGCCACUCCUCAGGAGUGAUAAACAGUGACCUGAUCGGCUAGACUCGGACACUUGUAUCCUUCGCAGGAUGCCCUCCCGUACUCUCAGAGUAAAGG